CGGCAUGAAAAUAAAGAAAAAAGGAAAAAAAGAAUAAAAAAAAAAGAAAGAGGAGAGAAAAUCAGAAAAAAUGGAGGAGAUAAAGAUUUGGGGACAUCUCUUCCACAUUUACCCUUCAGUUAAAGCCAAUCCAACUUCUUCUUCUUCAUCUUCUUCUUCUCAAGGGACUCUCCAUUAUCUAAUAAUAAUACUAGGGUUUUUCUCUCCUUCGUCUUCCCGCGUCUCUUUCCUCUCUCUCCCGCCGACUGCUUCUUUCCCUCGAUAUUUAUUGGUGUUUUGAAUUUUGGGAUUUUCUUAACGAAUUCACUGAAGCACUUAAUUGAGAAGAAGGGUGUUAGAGUGUAUGGUUUGUCCUGAAAUAUUUGAUGAUUAUGGAGGGCUCUCAAGGUUCUGCUUCUACUACUUUAGUUGGUUUCUCCGGCAGGAGAAGGAGAAGCGCUUUGCCUCGUCGACCACGCUAUAUCAAAGGGUGCUUGCAUAGUUUCACCUUUUUGCCACCUUCAACACAGGCAGACACUGCUCUUACUAAACAAGCUAACUCAAGUUUUAGGAACGCCAAUAGUCUCUGUGGGUCUUCGAGUGAGAACCCACUAAAACUGAAACUUAAGCUUGGUGGUGUUACACGAACGAUCCAAACCAACUCUGAGGAUGACCGACAAAAGCUAUUACAGAAUAAGGUUAAUGGCAAUGUACCAGAGCGCAGACAUGGUCAGAAAACACUUUGUUUAAAGGAGAUUCAUCAUCAAUCUAGAGGAUAUAAGUCUGAGACUGUGAAUGGUGGUGCAUCCAUGUCCGAGAAGAGUAAACGUGGUCUUAAGAUACGCGUGUUGGAUCCAGAACCAGACAGUGAUGAUGAUGGAGAUGAGGAAAUCAGAUACCUCGAAAAGUUAAAGUCCAAAAGGGUUAGGGACCACCCUCAUGAAGGUAAAGAGAUUGAAGGAGGCAGAAGGUUACACAACCAUAAUGGUCAUGGCAUGGAAGACACAGAACAAUUCUCGUCUGACAAACUUGCUCUAUCCGAAAGGAAAAAGCCAAGAAUGGGAAUGGUUGACUCGCUUCCGGCAGGAGCAAGUGGACAAACUCCUACAACAACACGUACUCGGGCUCUCCAAUCAGGAAAAGAUCCAUAUUCUGUCAUCGGGUCCGGACCUCUUGAAUUCCCUGAUGGCUUACCUUGUCCCUCAUCUAAAAGACAAAAGCAGAAGCUUUCUGAGGUGGAGCAACAGUCCAAGAAGGCUGAGGCUGCACAGAGACGGCGAAUACAGUCCGAGAAGGCUGCUCAAGAAGCCGAGGCUGAAGCUAUCAGGAAAAUACUCGGGCAAGAUUCUGGGAGAAAGAAAAAAGAGGAGAAGAUGAAAAAACAACAGGAAGAACGAGCUCAGGAGAAAGCUGCAAGGUCAAGCACACUUGCAUCAAACACUAUCAGAUUGGUUAUUGGUCCAAGUGGAACAACAAUGACAUUUUCUGAAGACAUUGGUCUUCCGGAUAUCUUCAAGCCGAUCACGUACAGUUAUCCUCCUCCGCGUGAGAAAUGUGUGGGACCAAAUUGCGAGAAAGAGUACAAGUACAGGGAUUCAAAGACGAAGCUACCAUUAUGCAGUCUCGGAUGUUACAAGGCCAUUCAAGAGAAGAUAGAACAACCACUGAUUCAUUGCUAAUUUGCUUAACAUGUUUUUGUUAGAAGUUAUAUAUAUAUAUAACAGGUAGUAAUUGUUUCUUAACAUGAAGCAAACUUUUUCGCCUCCUUUGUUCAACUCUUCGUCGAGGGAAAUUUUUGGUUGCUGAGCCCAUAAGAAUCGAAGUGACCUUUAAUUUUAAUUUUUGCUUGAUAUUCAUAUUUUUUAAUAUACUUAUUGAACAAA
Messenger RNA from Camelina sativa (false flax), 1862 nucleotides. RefSeq lists its product as uncharacterized. The record is from RefSeq and is a predicted model, not a curated record. Gene Ontology annotation, biological process: chromatin remodeling. NCBI's taxonomy places the organism in Eukaryota, Viridiplantae, Streptophyta, Magnoliopsida, Brassicales, Brassicaceae. Gene Ontology annotation, cellular component: Ino80 complex.